UCAGGUAACUUCACUGCACUUCUUUCUGCUGAUGUGGCUCCGGCACUUGACUCACUUGACUCCUCUUCUGUUCCAGCGUUGCACCAUCUGCUGACAACUCGUUCUUAAAAAGUUUGACUCUCAACUCUUCUGAAAAUCGUUCAUUAUGGGACUCAAUCUGAGCGAUGUCCUUUGACUGUCUCAGACUUCUGCGCUGAAAAAUGCUUCCUAAGAAAGAAAUCUCAUGUGUUCAUUGAAUGUUUGAGUCUCAGAAUCAGAACCUGAACAUGAACUGAACUUCUCUCGAUGCUGGCAAACUCUUCCCACUCGCACUGUGAUUUGUGUGGAAACUGAUCAGUCAAAUGUUUUAUUUCAAUCCCUGGGCUUUCUUCAGGGCUGGGCUCAGUCAAAGCAACUCAUCUCUGGUCUACAGUCAAGUGACUCAGGACUCGACGAUUGACUUAUCAAUGAACGUCAGGUUCACCUUGGUCCUCCUGCUGUUGCCGCUCCUGGUCAUGGCUGUGCUCUCGCUGGAUGCUGACAGAGGCACCUUCAGAGGUUUCAAAAAGAACCACAUCUACGAGGGGACCUCACCGCUCAGGUGCACGCAGGAGAUAAAAAAGAGGAAAAUUAAAGACAAAAACGGGUGCAAGCCUGUCAACACCUUCAUCCUAGCUGACAGUAACAAGGUGAAGUCCAUCUGUAAUCGUGACGGAGACGUAGAGAGCAGAGAAAUGUUCAAAGUUGUCAAGUGUACGCUGGAUCGGAAGUCCAAGUCCAAGUCCAACUGUCAAUACAAUCAACGUACCAUGAGAAAGAAAAUCACAGUCACGUGUGAAAACGGUGAGCCUGUGCACAUGGUGCGCUCAGCAAAGUGGCUUGGUUAUCAACCUCUGGAAUAAAGAGAGAGAUUCAAGCGUCUGAUGUGUUGAGAUCACU
Molecule: messenger RNA, 918 nt
Organism: Synchiropus splendidus (mandarinfish)
Lineage: Eukaryota; Metazoa; Chordata; Actinopteri; Syngnathiformes; Callionymidae
Product: amphinase-3-like
Exons: 2
Coding region: 342-881 (179 amino acids)
Molecular function (GO): nucleic acid binding
Source: RefSeq, a predicted model, not a curated record